CGCGCGCGCAGGAGAGCGCAGAGUUUGAAAGUCGGUGGGAAGCUGGAGCCCAGGCGAGGGGUGGAGGAAGAGGGGGUGCCAGCGAGGAAAACCCGCCUCUAGAGAGUUGAGCGAGGAAGAGGGGCGGAAAGAAGCUGAGUUCCGCUUCCUGAGCGGCGGUGGAGAGAGAGGUCGGCGUGGGGAAGCCAGCGGCCCGCGCGCUCGGGGCCGGCAAUGGCCGGCGAGCGGACCCGCAGGUUCACCCGCAGCCUGCUGAGACCCGGGCAGGCGGCCGAGCUCAGGCACAGCGCCGCCUCCGCCGCCGCGGUGGCCGUCAGCAAUCGGCAGCAGCAUCGGCAGGAAAAGCCGAGGCUCCUGGAGCCCUUGGAUUAUGAAACUGUUGUUGAAGAACUCGAGAAGACCUAUGGGAACGAUUCUCUUCGAGAGCUCCUGUUCUUUCCCAGUGACGACUUUUCAACAGCCUCUGUGUCCUGGAAUAUCCGAACAUUGUAUUCAACAGUGCCUGAAGAUGCAGAGAGCAAAGCAGAAAGUUUACUGGUGAAAGAGGCUUGUAAAUUUUAUAGUUCCCAGUGGUAUGUGGUAAACUACAAAUAUGAACAGUAUUCUGGAGACAUUCGACAGUUACCUCGAGCAGAAUACAAACCAGAGAAACUGCCUUCACAUUCCUUUGAGGUGGACCAUGAAGAUGCCGAUAAAGAUGAAGAUACAACAUCCCACUCAUCUUCCAAGGGCGGUGGAGGCACAGGAGGAACCGGCGUGUUCAAGUCUGGCUGGCUCUACAAAGGGAAUUUUAAUAGCACCGUGAAUAAUACCGUCACUGUUCAGUCUUUCAAAAAGCGCUACUUCCAGCUGACACAAUUGCCAGACAACUGCUAUAUCAUGAAUUUUUACAAAGAUGAAAAAAUAUCCAAAGAGCCCAAAGGCUGCAUCUUUUUGGAUUCAUGUACAAGUGUGGUGCAGAAUAACAGACUAAGAAAAUAUGCCUUUGAGUUGAAAAUGAAUGCCAUGACCUAUUUUGUGCUGGCAGCGGAAACCGAGCUGGAUAUGGACGAAUGGAUCCACACCCUCAACCGCAUCCUGCAAAUCAGUCCCGAGGGGACCCUGCAGGGGAGGAGGAGCACAGAGCUCACUGAUCUGGGGCUGGAUCCUCUGGAGAAUUCUGUAGAUUGUGAGUGCACGCUGGAGGAAACAGAGUCUUCGGAGAACAGCCUACACCCUGACUUUGCAAAAUACCUCACAGAAACUGAAGAAGCUAUCAGAAUGACUCGGAACAUGGAGAGAUUAAAUCUGUUCUCACUGGAUCCAGAUAUAGAUACCUUGAAACUUCAGAAAAAGGAUAUUUUAAAACCAGAGUCUGUGAUCAAACCAUUUGAAGAAAAAGCUGCCAAAAGAAUCAUGAUCAUCUGCAAAGCUCUCAAUUUCAAUCUUCAGGGAUGUGUUACGGAGAAUGAAAAUGAUCCCUUAACGAAUAUUGAGCCUUUUUUUGUGAGUGUGGCACUUUAUGACCUCAGAGACAACAGGAAAAUUUCUGCAGAUUUUCAUGUGGAUCUAAACCAUACUGCUGUCCGACAGAUGAUUUCAGGGGGUUCCAUGGCUUUGGAAAAUGGCAACAUUGACACCGUCACUCCUAGACAAUUGGAAGAACCGCGUGUCAAGGGGUUUCCAGAGGAAUGGCUCAAAUUUCCAAAGCAGGCUAUAUUUUCCAUAAGCAAUCCACACUCUGAAAUUGUUUUGGUGGCCAAAAUUGAAAAAGUACUAAUGGGAAACAUUGCAAGUGGUGCUGAACCAUAUAUUAAGAACCCAGACUCCAACAAGUGUGCACAAAAGAUACUAAAAUCUAACCGACAGUUUUGCAGUAAAUUGGGAACAUACCGCAUGCCAUUCGCCUGGGCCGUGAGAUCAGUGUUUAAGGACAAUGAGGGAAAUGUGGACAGAGAUUCAAGAUUUUCGCCAUUAUAUAGACAAGAAAGUAAUAAGAUAUCAACUGAAGACCUACUUAAACUAGUGUUUGAUUACAGAAGGGCCGAAAGAAUAAACAAAUUGCAGACCAUACCUGGAGGCCUGGACAUUGCUGUUGAUAACGUCCCUUUGGAGCAUCCAAACUGUGUAACAUCGUCCUUUAUCCCUGUCAAGCCUUUCAAUGCCAUGGCUCAGCUGGAACCCACAGUGGAGGUGGAAGAAUUUGUUCACGACUCCACCAAGUAUUGCCGUCCUUACAGAGUCUACAAAAAUCACGUUUACAUUUACCCCAGGCACCUCAAGUAUGACAGCCAGAAAUGCUUCAGUAAGGCACGAAACAUAACUGUGUGCAUUGAAUUCAAAAACUCGGAUGAAGAAGGUGCCAAACCAAUAAAGUGUAUUUAUGGAAAACCUGGAGGGCCCCUCUUCACCUCAGCCGCCUACACAGCAGUUCUGCACCAUUCUCAGAAUCCAGAUUUCUCUGAUGAGGUGAAAAUUGAGCUUCCAACACAAAUCCACGAGCAACACCAUAUUUUGUUUUCUUUUUAUCACAUCACCUGUGACAUAAACACAAAAGCUAACACCAAAAAGAAGGAGGCUCUGGAAACAUCAGUCGGAUAUGCUUGGAUUCCUCUGAAGAAGCAUGAUCAGAUAGCCUCUCAAGAGUAUAACAUCCCAGUAGCAACAAGUCUGCCUCCUAAUUACUUAAGCUUUCAAGAUUCUGCAAGUGGAAAGCACGGUAUGGGUGACAUUAAAUGGGUUGAUGGUGGCAAACCACUUUUCAAAGUAUCAACAUUUGUUGUGUCAACCGUGAACACACAGGAUCCACAUGUGAACGCAUUUUUUAAACAGUGCCAAAAAAGAGAGAAAGAUCUGUCUCAGUCCCCUACCUCAAAUUUCAUCCGCUCUUGUAAGAAUUUACUGAAUGUGGAAAAGAUUCAUGCAAUCAUGAGUUUUCUGCCGAUAAUCUUGAAUCAGCUCUUCAAGGUCCUGGUAGAGAAUGAGGAAGAUGAAAUAAGUACACCCGUGACCAGGGUUCUGACCGACAUUGUGGCCAAGUGCCAUGAAGAACAGCUAGACCAUUCGGUCCAGUCAUACAUAAAGUUCGUGUUCAAAACCAGGACAUACAAGGAGAGAACCAUACAUGAGGAACUGGCUAAAAAUGUGACUGGUCUUUUGAAAUCAAAUGACUCAACAGCAGUAAAACAUGUUCUGAAGCAUUCCUGGUUCUUCUUUGCAAUUAUCCUAAAAUCAAUGGCACAGCACUUGAUCGACACAAAUAAAAUUCAGCUUUCACGCGCUCAAAGAUUUCCUGAAUCUUACCACCAGGAAUUGGACACUCUUGUAAUGGUCCUAUCUGACCAUGUGAUUUGGAAAUACAAAGAUGCAAUUGACGAAACAAGAAGAGCAAACCAUAGUGUUGCCAGAUUUCUUAAGCGCUGCUUUACGUUUAUGGACCGUGGAUUUGUGUUUAAGAUAGUGAACAAUUACAUCAGCAUGUUCUCCUCAGGUGAUCUCAAGACUCUGUGCCAGUAUAAAUUUGACUUUCUGCAAGAAGUAUGUCAACACGAACAUUUUAUCCCUCUGUGUCUGCCCAUACAUUCAGCAAACAUACCAGAUCCUCUGACACCUUCAGAAUCAACUCAAGAAUUACAUGCAUCAGAAAUGCCUGAAUAUUCAGUCACAAAUGAAUUUUGCCGCAAACACUUCCUAAUUGGAAUUCUGCUUCGAGAAGUUGGCUUUGCUCUGCAGGAAGACCAAGAUAUCAGGCACUUAGCCUUAGCUGUCCUAAAAAAUCUUAUGGCUAAGCAUUCAUUUGAUGAUCGAUACAGAGAACCAGAAAAGCAGGCCCAGAUAGCAAGUUUAUAUAUGCCCCUCUAUGGCAUGCUUCUGGACAAUAUGCCAAGAAUUUACCUGAAGGACCUGUAUCCUUUUACCAUUAAUACAUCGAAUCAGGGAUCUAGAGAUGAUCUUAGCACCAAUGGAGGAUUCCAACCCCAGCCAUCUAUGAAGCACGCAAACUCUGUGGAUACAUCAUUCUCUAAAGAUGUUUUAAAUUCCAUAGCAGCAUUUUCAUCAAUAGCUAUUUCUACAGUAAACCAUGCUGACUCCAGAGCAUCAUUAGCAAGUAUUGACUCCAAUCCAAGUACCAAUGAAAAGAGCAGUGAGAAGAUAGACAACUGUGAAAAGAUCCCAAGACCCUUGUCUUUGAUAGGCUCAACUCUCCGAUUUGACAAAUUAGAUCAAGCAGAAACCCGGAGUCUUCUUAUGUGUUUUCUUCACAUUAUUAAAACGAUUUCAGAGGAGACUCUAAUUGCCUACUGGCAAAGAGCCCCCAGCCCAGAGGUGUCUGACUUCUUCAGCAUCUUAGAUGUGUGUCUUCAAAAUUUCAGAUACUUAGGAAAACGCAAUAUAUUAAGAAAAAUUGCAGCUGCAUUUAAAUUUGUACAAUCCACCCAGAAUAAUGGAACUCUUAAAGGAUCAAAUCCUUCCUGCCAGACGUCAGGUCUCUUGUCACAAUGGAUGCAUACCACUGCCAGCCAUGAAGGACAUAAGCAACACCGAUCACAGACUUUACCUAUAAUUCGUGGCAAAAAUGCACUUUCUAACCCCAAACUCUUACAGAUGUUAGACAAUACCACGAACAGCAACUCCAAUGAAAUAGACAUCGCGCACCACAUGAACACUGAGGCCAAUAUAGCUACAGAAGUUUGCCUCACUAUUCUAGACCUGCUUUCUCUCUUCACCCAGACCCACCAGAGGCAACUACAACAAUCUGACUGUCAGAAUUCGUUGAUGAAAAGGGUCUUUGAUAUCUACAUGCUCUUUUUCCAAGUCAACCAAUCAACUGCGGCACUGAAACACGUGUUUGCCUCCUUGAGACUGUUUGUUUGCAAGUUUCCAUCAGCGUUCUUUCAAGGGCCAGCGGACCUCUGUGGAUCAUUCUGCUAUGAAGUCCUAAAAUGCUGUAACCACAGGUCACGGUCAACUCAGAUGGAGGCCUCAGCACUUCUGUAUUUCUUCAUGAGGAAGAAUUUUGAGUUCAACAAGCAGAAGUCCAUUGUCCGGUCCCACUUACAACUCAUCAAGGCUGUAAGCCAGCUAAUAGCUGAUGCUGGUAUUGGAGGAUCUCGGUUUCAACAUUCCCUAGCAAUUACUAAUAAUUUUGCUAAUGGCGACAAGCAAAUGAAAAACAGCAAUUUCCCAGCAGAAGUAAAAGACCUGACGAAACGUAUCAGGACUGUUUUGAUGGCCACGGCUCAGAUGAAGGAGCAUGAAAAAGACCCUGAGAUGCUGGUGGAUCUCCAAUACAGCCUGGCCAACUCCUAUGCCAGCACCCCUGAGCUCCGGAGGACUUGGCUGGAGAGCAUGGCUAAGGUUCAUGCGAGAAAUGGAGACUUAUCAGAGGCUGCUAUGUGUUACAUCCAUAUAGCUGCCCUCAUCGCAGAAUACCUGAAAAGAAAGGGUUACUGGAAAAUGGAUCAGAUCUGCGCGCCAUCCCUGCUCCUGGAGGAUGCCCACCUCUGUGAUAGCAACCCAUUACUAACAACUCCCGUUGGAGGAAGUAUGUUCUCCAUGGGCUGGCCAGCUUUCCUGAGCAUUACACCAAAUAUAAAAGAAGAAGGAGCAAUGAAAGAAGAUUCAGGAAUGCAAGAUACACCUUAUAACGAGCAUAUUCUGGUGGAACAGCUGUACAUGUGUGUGGAAUUCCUUUGGAAGUCUGAGAGAUACGAACUCAUUGCUGAUGUCAACAAACCCAUCAUCGCUGUCUUCGAGAAGCAAAGAGAUUUCAAAAAAUUAUCAGAUCUCUACUAUGACAUCCAUCGAUCAUAUCUAAAAGUUGCAGAGGUGGUGAACUCAGAGAAACGACUAUUUGGUCGCUACUAUCGUGUGGCGUUUUAUGGGCAGGGAUUUUUUGAAGAAGAAGAAGGCAAGGAGUAUAUUUAUAAAGAGCCGAAGCUCACUGGUCUGUCUGAGAUUUCCCAAAGGUUGCUUAAACUCUAUGCAGACAAAUUCGGAGCUGACAAUGUGAAGAUCAUCCAGGAUUCUAACAAGGUCAACCCCAAGGAUUUGGAUCCAAAGUAUGCCUACAUCCAAGUAACCUACGUCACACCAUUCUUUGAGGAAAAGGAAAUAGAGGACCGGAAGACAGAUUUUGAAACGCAUCACAACAUCAACCGCUUUGUCUUUGAGACGCCCUUUACCUUGUCGGGCAAGAAGCAUGGCGGAGUGGAGGAGCAGUGUAAGCGGAGGACCAUCCUCACAACGAGUCACUUGUUUCCCUAUGUGAAGAAGAGGAUACAAGUCAUAAGCCAUUCAAGCACAGAACUGAAUCCUAUUGAAGUGGCCAUUGAUGAGAUGUCCAAGAAGGUCUCUGAGCUCAAUCAGCUCUGCACCAUGGACGAAGUGGACAUGAUCAGACUGCAGCUCAAACUCCAGGGGAGCGUCAGCGUGAAGAUUAACGCUGGACCAAUGGCCUAUGCACGAGCUUUUCUUGAAGAAACCAAUGCGAAGAAAUAUCCUGACAACCAAGUAAAGCUUUUGAAGGAAAUCUUCAGACAAUUUGCAGAUGCGUGUGGGCAGGCCCUGGAUGUGAAUGAGCGUCUAAUCAAGGAGGACCAGUUGGAGUAUCAGGAAGAAUUGAGGUCCCACUAUAAGGACAUGCUCAGUGAACUCUCUGCAGUCAUGAAUGAGCAGCUCUGUUGUGGUCCAUGUUUAUACAGCUUCUGCUCCUCUGUGUCUAGCAUUUCCCUCAGUACUGUAAGCAGAACCGAUUACGUACAGGGAAGACCCGUCAAAGCGCGUAGUGGAGCGAACCUGUACUCGAGUAAUUAACAAGGCCACCCCGACCCUGCCUGCUGUCUCCGUCUCAUCGAGCACUGAGGUUUGACUUCAGCUCUCCACACGCCUCUCAGAGAACUCCGGACUCACAGCUACUCUCAUGGAAGAGAAAGAUGGAUUUAAUUUAUUUGAAGUUUUUAUGGUGUU
This is a messenger RNA of Chrysochloris asiatica (Cape golden mole), 6948 nucleotides long. It is a transcript of the gene DOCK10, whose product is annotated as dedicator of cytokinesis 10. The record is from RefSeq and is a predicted model, not a curated record. The transcript is spliced from 57 exons. NCBI's taxonomy places the organism in Eukaryota, Metazoa, Chordata, Mammalia, Afrosoricida, Chrysochloridae. Gene Ontology annotation, molecular function: guanyl-nucleotide exchange factor activity. Gene Ontology annotation, biological process: regulation of cell migration; small GTPase-mediated signal transduction; dendritic spine morphogenesis. The coding region runs from base 214 to 6795 and encodes 2193 amino acids.